AUUGUAGAUCAGGCUUUAGUGGCUCUACGAAGCACCCGCGGAACCGGUUCCCGCGAUACCAAAGGCCGUAGACACAGUUCGUAGACGUUCAGUCUUCUGCCGACUGUAGUAAAACGUGCGUCGGGUGUCGAGUCGUCGCGCUGCUGUUCCACGGGCAUUAAAACAGACAAGGAAAGAGAGAAAGAGACGGAAGAAGAACCGCAAUAACUGACGACGAUGGUGUGCUCCUGCUGUGUGGCGGCGAUCGCCAUCCUCUACAUCUUCUUCGAUGUGAAUUAUUUCUUGAGAAUCUUGCUUACCAUUGCAUGGGGUAGACUUUUCGACAAGAAGAAGAAGAAGCUCUUCGACACGUCCACGAUUUACGGCAUUUGUCUCACUCAGGACGUCGACCUGGUUCUGAAACACAUGAACAACGCGAGGUACCUACGUGAGUUGGACUUCGCGCGUUUUUAUUUUUACGAUAGAUCAGGAAUUUAUGCGGGUAUCUCAAAAAGAGGAGGCGGCGCUGUUCAAGGUGCAUGUACCAUAAGAUAUCGCCGAGCGAUUGCCAUCUUUACACCGUACAAGAUCACCACGAAGCUCAUUUACUGGGAGGACAAACACUUCUAUGUAGAGCAACAGUUUAUCAGUCUCACGGACAACUUCAUUCGUGCCGUUGUAUUAAGUAAACAAACUGCAACUGGAUUGAAGGUACCGGUGCAGGAUAUAUUGACCGAAAUCGAGCCGGAAAUAUGUCGGCCGGAACCCACUAAGGAACUUCAGCUGUGGCUGGAUUCUAUGGAGGAGUCGUCCCAAAAUCUAAAAAAGCAGAAGUGAGAAGAGGAUGCUACUCGAUAUGUUAUUUAAUUAUUUGUUAUUUAGCUUUUUUCGGGGAGGUUAUGUUAUACUUAUGCGUUUUAUUACAGCAGAUUAUCUGUUAGAUUUUUCUCGUUGAAAUGUUGCGGUAUGUAUGAAAUAUAUUGUCAUAGAUUGAGCUCUGGUUUACAACGUGAUAUAACGAUCUUCGCCAAAGUCUUUUACGAUUUAAGGCAUUUUAUAAAUUUAAAAUAGGCCAAAUAAAAUUUAUUUAUUCCGCGAGUUAAGUAUAACUAACCAUCAAUUUAACGCCACGAUAAUUUUUAUAUCAACCAAGAACUACAAUCUCUUAAUAUCUCUGAACAAACUAAGUUUAUUUAUACGGGAGGAUAUAAUCUUUACCGAAGAAGAUUUUUACGAUUAUGUAACUUGGAAAUAAAACUCGUGUUCUGUCGCGGAAACUCCUUCGCUCUAGAUAACUUCUUCGACGAAUUGUCCUUUUCUCGUUAUAAAUCCUGCGCUUCUUCAAUUGGAAAUUAUUUCUUCAAUUAUUUUUCCAUCGGCUUUAGCGGCUCUUACGUGUAAAUUACGUAUAAGUUACGUAAUAAUCUACAUUUACGUGUUGAGAGCAAUGCCCUUAUUUUUUGCCUUCAUCGAAAAAAAAGACUUACUAAUAUAUGGAAAACUAAAAAUAUUAGCUGCAGGAGCAAAUUUUCUGGCUCUUAUAGCAAAGUUAUUUAAUUGUGAUAGCUAAAAGAUUUGCUAGUAUAUAUAUAUAUUAUACUUUAAACUAUCUUUUAUAGAUAAUAGCUAAAAUGUGACUGAAAGCCAAUUAAAAGAUUUCUAGAAGUCACAUUUAAAGAUGUUAUUGAUAAGAAAAGUUUAAAACAAGGAUAAACUAUCUUAAAUCUCGAUUUAAAUUUAUAAACAUUGUUUCCCCUAAAGAAGUUAGAGCAUCCAAACUUUUCUGGUCACAUUCUUACCUUCAGAAUUAAAUAUACUAAUUUAUCACACAAUGAAAUAAAUAUUUCAUCAAUUUGUUAUCUUUUUUAAACAUUACGUUUACAAUUAAUAUCGAGAACAGAUGUAACAACUGUUUCAUAAUUUAAUUACUCUUUUUUGUACAUAUUCACUCCUAGACGGUAUAAGAUCUUCAGGGGAUGUCCAGGUGACAUUCUCAAGACACAGGGACGUCCUCAGAACGUUUUUAGGGAAGAUGUCCUGUGGAGAUCUGUGCCGUUUGGACUGAGGGAAGAAAAUAUCUAAGAAAUAAAAAAAUGUUUAUUUAACGGGCACUAAUAAUAUUUUUACUUAUAUCAAUAUAAAAUAUUUUUCAAAUAAGAAAAUAUUAUCAUAACAUAUGUAAAGGAUAAGAAAUCCAAAAGAUGGAAUUUGCUAAGUAUAAGAUAAAAAAUAUUUAGGAUAAGAGGUAAAAGGUAAAAAGGAAGAAAUAGGAUAAGAAAUAAUUAGGAUAAGUGGCGAAAAGGAAAAAGAAAAAGAAGAAAUGGGGAAUACAGGAAAAAAUAUAAAAUAAGGUUAAGGUAAAAACUAAGAACUUCCUGGCAUUGUAAGCUGAAGUAAAAUAAAGAAGAUAUAUACUAA
Messenger RNA from Odontomachus brunneus, 2397 nucleotides. RefSeq names its product protein THEM6. The record is from RefSeq and is a predicted model, not a curated record. Bases 217 to 816 code for a protein of 199 amino acids. The transcript has 3 exons. NCBI's taxonomy places the organism in Eukaryota, Metazoa, Arthropoda, Insecta, Hymenoptera, Formicidae.